CCGGUGACCCCGCCCCCCACUGGGGUAGGUUAGAGAGGAUUUGGCUUUUGAAGGUUUUGAGGGCCCGCCUAGGUAAUUAACACAAUUUACAUUAGUAUAAUGAAGACGGAGUUCCCAGCAACCACCUUGCAAAUGGACCCUGAGAGUUCAGCCUAUCUGUAAUGGAGAUACCGCAGGCCACGAUCUUUGGCUUUGUGAGUUUAUAAUUUAGCCAGAUUUAGUUUCCCCCCCUAAAAAGUCUUUUAAUCACAGAGCGAAAAAGCGCUGCCGCAACAUGUGACAGCAAAUGUUUUAAAGCACGGGACGUUUAGUCCCCCAUAAUUUUGUCAUAAGAUUGUCCAAGCGUUUCUUUGAAAGCUAGAGGACACUGCCAGUAAACAACAAAAUAGUAGCUGUCACUUGAACCGAGCGGUGUUACUCUAGGGUGGGGGUGGGACCCAUUCUCGCGCGCCUUCUGCGCCGGCCGGGGGCUUGUUUGCGAACACUGAGGGGUCUGGGCUCCGCGGGGCGGGACCGCUGGGAGGCGGGGCGAGCCGGGCGCGGGGCCGGCGGGACUCCGCUAGUGCGCAUGGUCAGGCGUCCUUCUCCGCUCCGGCUGACCCCUUGUUUCCGCCGUUGGCCGAAACACUGCGAAGGCCGUUACCUGAGCGCUACCGGUCGCCGACAUGGCUGAGGAAAAAGAUUGCCUGAGGGGAGACGUAGAGAAGGGCGAGGAGCCGGUGGUGACCAUUACCGGUGGUGCGUACUCUGGGAAGCAGGCGGCGGAGGAGCCGAUGAAGGUGGAAGCGGAGGCGGGGGCUGAUGCCUGCUCUGACGACCUCAGCUGUGGGGAGGCCGACAUCGACCCAAGCCUGCUGGAGCUGGUUGAUGAGGAGAAAUGCCGGAGUAUCCGCAAGCAGUACCGGCAGCUCAUCUAUAACGUCCAGCAGAACCGUGAUGACAUAGUGAACACGACGAGCGAGUCCUUAACCGAGGCUCUCGAAGAAGCCAAUGUCCUGUUUGAUGCAGUGAGUCGAACGAGAGAAGCGGCCCUCGACGCUCAGUUUCUUGUUUUGGCUUCUGAUUUGGGUAAAGAAAAAGCAAAGCAGCUAAACUCUGACAUGAGCGUUUUUAAUCAGGUGGCAUUUUGUGAUUUUCUGCUUAUAUUUGUGGGUCUAAACUGGAUGGAAGAUGAUGGACGUGAUGCGCUGAGUGACUGUGAUGAUAAUAUAGUUCGCUCUUUUUGGGAGACAGUACAAAAGGAAGCAACGUCGUGGAUGCUGCAAGCUGAAACAUUCCACUUUAUAUUCGGUUCAUUCAAAUCAGAGCCUUCCGCGCGGAAGCCCCGACUUGAGCACCGGAAAAGAGUUCACAGAAUGGAAGAAAACAGGGAUAUGCCUACAAAGCUGAGGAAGCUGGACCUGAGUAGUAAUCAAGAAGCGACAGAAAAAGAAGUAGAAAGAAUCUUGGGAUUGUUGCAAACGUACUUUCAGAAGUAUCCUGAUACUCCCGUGUCCUAUUUUGAGUUUGUGAUUGACCCAAACUCUUUCUCUCGUACUGUGGAGAAUAUAUUUUAUGUUUCUUUCAUUAUAAGGGAUGGUUUUGCAAGAAUAAGGCUUGACCAUGACAGGCUGCCAAUAUUGGAGCCCAUUAAUAUUAACCAUGUGGGUGAGGGGAAUGAUUCCAGUUCCCAUUGCAGGAAACAAGGAGUUAUAUCUUUGAGUUUACAGGACUGGAAAAAUAUUGUGGCAACUUUUGAAAUUUCAGAGGCCAUGAUCACAAACUCGUACUAAAGAUGUUUGUUCUUAGUGUAGGAGACAUUUUGUGGCUUUUCUUAAGCAUCUCAAAAUGGAGAGUAAAAUCCAAACAGAAACACAUAUUGUAUCUCUUGUAAAGUGAAAAAGUAUUUUCAAGAACAUCAGAAAUUGUUUCACUGUGCAGUGUACUUUUCUUGGUAGUUUAUAAAGUUGUCAUGAUCUUCUGUUGCUAAAACUCACUGGCAUGU
This is a messenger RNA of Lagenorhynchus albirostris (white-beaked dolphin), 1984 nucleotides long. It is a transcript of the gene EID3, whose product is annotated as EP300 interacting inhibitor of differentiation 3. Gene Ontology annotation, cellular component: Smc5-Smc6 complex; nucleus. The coding region runs from base 666 to 1772 and encodes 368 amino acids. Gene Ontology annotation, biological process: DNA repair. The transcript has a single exon. Lineage: Eukaryota; Metazoa; Chordata; Mammalia; Artiodactyla; Delphinidae. The record is from RefSeq and is a predicted model, not a curated record.